Messenger RNA from Paramecium sonneborni, 1530 nucleotides. Lineage: Eukaryota; Ciliophora; Oligohymenophorea; Peniculida; Parameciidae. The record is from the annotation of a GenBank genome assembly.
AUGUCUAUAAACACAGAUUCAAAUUGUCUUAAUAUCAAAGCAAACAUAUUUGAACAUUUCAUCUUACCUUCAAAAUUAAAUCCUUAAAUUCUAAAUCAAAUUAAUACUCCAAAUAUUACUUUUGAAUAAUUUAAAGACCUUACAUCAAAAUAUAUGUCAUCAAUUAUUGAUUGUGAAAUAAUUUACACAUUCUUCUAAUUAGCCUUAGAAAAUCAACCAAUAAUAGAACGUAAGCCUGUUGAUAUAAAACAAUUAAACUUAUUUUUACAAUUGCAAAAUUUUAAUCAUGUAGGAAGACAUUCAAUUUUUGAAAAUAUCAAUAUAAAUGAUGUAAAAUAUUAGGAAAGAUAAAGAUAAACAAUGAAUUCUUAUUCACCAGUAAAUUCUCCAAGAGCUAAAACUACGAGAGUCUAAUCUACAUAAAAUGAUACAUAAUAACUUAUUUUAUAUGUAAAAUAAAACAUCAAAGAUUGGAUACAUUUAAUAUCAUCUAAUGCAGAUACUAUUACAAGUUAAGAAUUUAAUUUAUUAAGUUUGAUAUUUAGUAAUGAAUAAAAAAAUAUAAGUUAAUUAAUUUUUGAUCGCCAAUAAAGAUUAGGCAAAUAAAUUGUUUCAGAUUGGAUUUAAAAAAAUGUUUAAUGUCCUGAAUUUUGUAUUUAUUUUAUAAAUAAACAUAGCUUCUGUAAUUUGUGGUUUUGUAAAGUCAGUCACAAUAAAAAGUAAUGUUGGAUAAGAUCUUAAAAUCACAUAAUGUGAGGAUUCAUAAAUUUAUAUUGAUUGUGCUGUAAACACUCUUUCAAUAAGUUAAUGCAAUAAUUGUUAAAUAUAUGUUGCUUCAGUUCGUAUGAUAACUAGUAUUGUAUCUUGUGAAAAGACUAUCAUUUGUGUCUCAUCUAAUUAUAUUAAAAUUAGUAACACGAUAGAUUCAACAAUACAUUAUUAUGGAUCAUAUCCACCUAUCAUUUAUGGAGACUGUAGAUCGAUUAUAUUAGCACCAAAUAAUUCAAAUACAGAAAAAACUUUUUAAAAUUUAAGAGAUGCAUAGAUUCCUAUUAAUAAGAGUUGUAGAGAUAAAUAUUAAAAACCUAUCAUUAUUGGAUAAAAUAGAAUUGACUGGCUAAUUUAAUCAAUUGAUGAAUUCAGCAAAUUUAUUUUACCAGAAUAGCAUUUUAGUUCAAUUGAUGCAUCAUUAAUUCUUAAUUGUAAUUUUGAUAUUGAUAAAAUGGCUAAAGAAAUUACAGAAAAGAAAAUCUUAACACAACCUAUCAAUUAUGAUAAGUAUAAUCAAUAUUAUUAAUUAAGAGAAUUGUUCUACCAUUAUUAGCACCCCCAGAAUAUAUUAAAGCUGUUUAUGAAAGAUAUCAAUUAUUUGCAGGAAUUCAAGCAUAAAUUAAAUAAGCCAAUUUAAAAGAUGAUAAUUCAAAACUAUUACAAAAUGCAAUACAAGGAAAUUUUAGAGAGUGGCUUAUAUCAACAGGCUCUAUUAAAGGAAUCAGUGAUUUAGUUAAAUUAAUAGAUUCUGAAUAGUGA